Mytilus trossulus (common blue mussel) is the source of this 2683-nucleotide messenger RNA. RefSeq names its product ceramide transfer protein-like. The transcript has 14 exons. Gene Ontology annotation, molecular function: lipid binding. Bases 126 to 1967 code for a protein of 613 amino acids. Gene Ontology annotation, biological process: ER to Golgi ceramide transport. NCBI's taxonomy places the organism in Eukaryota, Metazoa, Mollusca, Bivalvia, Mytilida, Mytilidae. The record is from RefSeq and is a predicted model, not a curated record.
GGCGCUUCUAAAUCCACUUCCUUCAUGACAUCAUUAUGGCGUCUGAUUAGUCAAGUUACAACCCGUAACCACCUACGGCACAUGAAGACCGGCUUAGAAAAGAAGUUUUUGUUGGUUUUAAGAAAAUGUCAGUUUCUACAGGAAUGGUAGAAGAGAAGUUAGACCUUCUCAGCUUAACAGACGAUGAAGAAAACGAAGAUUCGGACUACGAACCUGGCUUACCCGAGUUGCAGGGUGUUCUGUCAAAGUGGACUAACUAUUUACAUGGUUGGCAAGACCGUUAUAUUGUGCUAAAAGAAGGAACUUUAAGUUAUUAUAAAUCUGAAAAUGAUACUGCAUUUGGUUGUAGAGGUGCUGUCAGUCUGUCAAAGGCUAAUGUCACGCCUCACCAGUUUGACGAGUGUAGAUUCGAUGUUAGUGUAAAUGAUUGUAUGUGGUACCUCCGAGCUGCCAGUGAAGAUGACCGUAAUCGAUGGAUCAGCGCUAUUGAAUUACAUAGGGUAUUUUGUAGUACUGAGCAAGCUGAAUCUGGUUAUGGUAGUGAAAACAAUCUACGAAGACAUGGUUCCCUGCUGUCUUUACAAUCUGGUACCAGUUUAUCUACUUUAUCAGCAUCAUCUUUUAAGCGAGGAAGAGGUUUAAAAGAAAAAUUGGCUGAAAUGGAAACGUUCCGUGAUAUACUUUGUCGACAGAUAGAUACGUUACAGAGUUACUUUGAUACUUGUGCAUCUGCAGUGACACAUAAUGUUGUACAUGACUUAUCAGAAGAAGACAUUGGUGACCCAGAUGACAUCAGUGACACUUCCUCUGAACAUCCACCUAGCCAUCAUCAUCCACAUCAUUUUAACGGACCAACAGGCACAGAUUUAGCUUCCAUAUUACAGCAGCAUGGAGGCCAUUCUGUGGAUUUUAAAGGAGAAGCCUUCACAUUUAAAGCCACGACGGCUGGAAUCAUCGCUACUUUAUCUCACUGUAUUGAUCUCAUGGGACAGAGAGAGGAAGCGUGGAAGAAAAAACUUGACAAGGAAAAUGAAAGACGGAAGAAAACUGAAGAAAAAUUUAAGGAACUCUCAGCAGAGCAAAUGAAACAGCCACCAAGACUUGUAAUAGGGGGACCAGAUUUUGAAGAAGGACCACACUGUCAGAUAAAAGAAGAUGAAUUUUAUGAUGCUGUUGAUGCUAGUCUUGAUAAACUAGAACAGAAAGAUGAUGAGAAGGUACAGAUAGGACUGGUCAGUCAACCAAAGAUAUUGUUAGCUCCAAGUCACAGACUGUAUGAUGAGAUUAAUAAGAUAACAAAUGAACAUAUAGCUAGAAUGUCUGAUCAAUCAUCAGACGGAGACAGUCUAUGGAGAUGUAUAGCAGAGGACGGAGAACUCAAAGUAUAUACCAGAGAAAUAGAAAUAGAUGGUGUAGUGUGCGAUCCACUGAAGGCUUGUCAUACUGUCAAGGGAUUUACUGGUCAUGAAGUCUGUCACCAUUUCUGGGACAUUGAUGUCAAGAUGCACUGGGAUUUGACCUUAGACUCAACUGUAGCAGUAGAAUGGCCUUCAGAAGAUACAGUUAUUUUACACAAUGUUAUUAAACGGGUGUGGCCAGCCUCACAAAGAGAUGCAUUAUUCUGGUCUCAUAAACGACACCUACCUGGACAAACAGAUGAAACACCAGAUAGAUGGAUAGUUGUUAAUUACAGUACAAAACAUCCUAAAAUAUCUGAUGGAAAAUAUGUGCGAGUUACAAUGAAUGUUGGAAUGAUUUGUCAAACCAUUAUAGAGCCACCAUCAGAAGGGGAGAUAACCAGAGAUAAUAUUACAUGUAAAAUAAGUUAUACAGCUGAUGUAAAUCCAGGUGGCUGGGUACCGUCUUCUGUAUUAAGAGCAGUAUACAAGAGAGAAUAUCCAAGAUUUCUUAAGACAUUCACAGAAUAUGUAAAGAAAGCAACAGCUAAUAAGCCUAUCAUGUUCUAAUUCCACUACACCUUCAUGUUUGGUGCCUUUUUAGAGAAUAUAUUUUUAUGGACAAUGUCUAAAUUUUAUCAAUGAAACAAAUUGUUAAUCUUAAAAUGGAGUUAUCAUCAUUAAUUAACUUUAUGUAUUAUUUUCCCUGUUAGAAAUCCUUAAAUUUUAGAUACAUAGUAGUGUAUUUUUGCUUUAACAUGAUUCCUUCUGUUCCGGUUAAAAGUUUUAGUUGUUGAAUAUAUCAUUUGAUAUUGACAUGAUUUCUUGUUCAUUUCCAAACUUUACAUUUUUGAGUUUGGAUAGAUUGUUGAAAUGUAUGGUAUGUUGGUGCAAUUUUUUAUACAGUGUCGGUAUAUAUGUUGAUAAUCAAGCUAUUUACUUAAAUCAUAGUAAAACAAUCAUUGUAACUUAAGACAUAAUUUGUAACUCCUGGUUUUACAGUAGAGAAAUAUGUUGUGUUAAAAAGUCUGAUUACAUGUUAUGGAAGGUGGCAGAUUCCUAAUUUUAUGAAUUUUAGAUUUUAAAUUCAGUUUACUUUAGAAAUUCAUACAACAGUAACUAAUAAAUUGUUUAUAUUUCAAGGUAAAUAUUGAAUUGUGUUGAAUUUUUUCAGCCAUAUAUUCUACUUUUAGGGUUUAUUAUUAAAUAUUUAAGGAAUAUGAAGACUGAUAACUACAAAAAAUUAAAAGAAAAAAAAUUGUAAUAAUAUUCGACAGCUAAAUUAU